Molecule: messenger RNA, 2476 nt
Organism: Neomonachus schauinslandi (Hawaiian monk seal)
Lineage: Eukaryota; Metazoa; Chordata; Mammalia; Carnivora; Phocidae
Gene: FAR1
Product: fatty acyl-CoA reductase 1
Exons: 12
Coding region: 112-1659 (515 amino acids)
Biological process (GO): long-chain fatty-acyl-CoA metabolic process
Cellular component (GO): peroxisome
Molecular function (GO): alcohol-forming very long-chain fatty acyl-CoA reductase (NADP+) activity
Source: RefSeq, a predicted model, not a curated record
GCGAGUGAGGAGAGCGCGACGGCGGCGGCGGCGGCGGCGGUGGCGGUGGCGGAGCCAUCACUGGACGGCCAGGGGGCAAGCGAGGCCCGAGCUUCUGCGUCUAGGAUCAGAAUGGUUUCAAUCCCAGAAUACUAUGAAGGCAAGAAUGUCCUCCUCACUGGAGCUACCGGUUUCCUAGGGAAGGUACUUCUGGAAAAGUUGCUGAGGUCUUGUCCUAAGGUGAAUUCAGUGUAUGUUUUGGUGAGGCAGAAAGCUGGACAGACACCCCAGGAGCGAGUGGAAGAAGUUAUUAGUGGCAAGCUCUUUGACAGAUUAAGAGAUGAAAAUCCAGAUUUUAGAGAGAAAGUUAUAGCAAUCAACAGUGAACUCACCCAACCAAAACUGGCUCUUAGUGAAGAAGAUGAAGAGAUCAUCAUAGAUUCUAUCAAUAUUAUAUUCCACUGUGCAGCUACAGUGAGGUUUAAUGAAAAUUUAAGAGAUGCUGUUCAGUUAAAUGUGAUUGCUACACGCCAGCUUAUUCUCCUUGCACAACAAAUGAAGAACCUGGAAGUAUUCAUGCAUGUAUCAACAGCAUAUGCCUACUGCAAUCGAAAGCAUAUUGAUGAAGUAGUCUACCCACCUCCUGUGGAUCCCAAGAAGCUGAUUGAUUCUUUAGAGUGGAUGGAUGAUGGCCUAGUAAAUGAUAUCACACCAAAGUUGAUAGGAGACAGACCUAAUACAUACAUAUACACAAAAGCAUUGGCAGAAUAUGUUGUACAACAAGAAGGAGCAAAGCUAAAUGUAGCGAUUGUAAGGCCAUCGAUUGUUGGUGCCAGUUGGAAAGAACCUUUUCCGGGAUGGAUUGAUAACUUUAAUGGACCAAGUGGUCUCUUUAUUGCGGCAGGGAAAGGAAUUCUUCGAACGAUGCGUGCCUCCAACAGUGCCCUUGCGGAUCUUGUUCCUGUAGAUGUAGUUGUCAACACGAGUCUGGCGGCAGCCUGGUAUUCCGGAGUUAAUAGACCAAGAAACGUCAUGGUGUAUAACUGCACAACAGGCAGCACUAACCCUUUCCACUGGGGUGAAGUUGAAUACCAUGUAAUUUCCACUUUCAAGAGGAAUCCUCUCGAACAGGCCUUCAGACGGCCCAAUGUAAAUCUAACCUCCAAUCACCUUUUAUAUCAUUACUGGAUUGCUGUAAGCCAUAAGGCCCCAGCAUUCCUGUAUGAUAUCUACCUCAGGAUGACUGGAAGAAGCCCAAGGAUGAUGAAAACAAUAACUCGUCUUCACAAGGCUAUGGUGUUUCUUGAAUAUUUCACAAGUAAUUCUUGGGUUUGGAAUACUGACAAUGUCAAUAUGUUGAUGAAUCAGCUAAACCCUGAAGAUAAAAAGACCUUUAAUAUUGAUGUACGGCAGUUACAUUGGGCAGAAUAUAUAGAGAACUACUGCAUGGGAACUAAGAAAUAUGUAUUGAAUGAAGAAAUGUCUGGCCUCCCUGCAGCUAGAAAACAUCUGAACAAGUUGAGAAACAUACGAUAUGGUUUCAAUACUAUCUUGGUGAUCCUGAUUUGGCGCAUUUUUAUUGCAAGAUCACAAAUGGCAAGAAACAUCUGGUACUUUGUGGUUAGUCUGUGUUACAAGUUUCUGUCAUACUUCCGAGCAUCCAGCACUAUGAGAUACUGAAGACAAGAAUUUAGCAUUAGAACAUCUAUGCAUAUGGUGGUCUAAAUGCACAAAAUGUAAAAUGUACUUAAGUCAUCUCACCUUUUGUCAAGACAUUAAACCAUCUUAGAUCAGAGUGUGGAGUAAAGUAUGGUACAUUUUAUGUAACAUUUUAAUGUUUAUGCUUAUAAAACUCUGGUGAACACACUGUGGUUAUGCCAGCUCAAAUCUACAAUAGCCACCAAAACCAUGACUUAACAUUUUGAUCCCUGGGGACAAGGGGUGGGGUGAGGGUAGCAGUGGGGAAAUAGGAACCCUGACCAGUAUAACUGUGCAAUUCUGGAACAUAUUAAUUAAAAUAUGCCUUAACAUUUAGUGAUUUCUAACUCUAAUAUAUAAUGCAGUGGAAAGCAUUUAUUUGGACAGGAAUACUUAGCUAAGUUGGUAGAUAUUUCAUUCUUCAGUGUUUGAUUUUUUUCAAUGGUUGAAGUGGGUUUUAGUUUUGUUAAAACUGUAGCCAAACUUAUUUUCACAUCAUUCUGUAAGUUAUUGAGUGGUCUCUGAUAUGAAAGACAUGUUCUCAAUUUCCUUUCUCUGAUUAGUGGUCUGAUGCACAUCAUUUUUGUAUAAGCAAUCAGUUGCUUCCGUAAUCAGAAGGCUGUAUGUUAUUCUAAAGACCCUACUGGAUCUAAAUAGGUUUGAGAAUCCAUAUCAACAUAUGCUAUGUAUUUUUUGAAGGAAAAUGAGAAUGAAUUCCAUAAGACUAUUAGUAUCAAAAAGAAUAGGAAUACAUUUUUCUUGUCCACAUUAUAACCAAAUAAAAAUUAGUCCUGUGAAA